AAGACUAGCGGGAGAGAGUCUGGGGACGCGGCUAGCUAAACCGUCCAUUUUCUCAUCUGCUCUUGCUGUGCAACCGUUCUUCUCACCUCAAUUAUCAACUCACCGUCAACUUGAGAUAAUAGAGAGCGUACUCGACGAGCAGACGGAAGCCGAGCGUCACUUCGCGGCGAAGAAGGAACAAGAGAAGCACGACCGAGCGUUCGCACUGAGUCUCUCGAUGCAAGACUUCGAACACGACCCACCGCAAACCGCCAGAGACGAAAAACAGGACGAGAGCGGCUCAUCCGCUGGUGAUUGGCUACAUGAUGGCAUCAAACCGCGCAUAGCAACCGACUGUCUCGUCACAGAUGGCUCGGAUUUUAGUGAGCGGGGAAAGAGGCGCUCUCUACCGAGCCGUCUGAGCGAGUCGGAGCCGCCGCGGAAGCUCGUGAAAGGGAAACGGCGUCAAGAUAGCGGCGACGUUCAUAUUAGAUUAAGUGACCAAGCAAAACAAGCACAGCAAAUGCAGCAAGACUGGGCUCUAGCCCGUCAGCAAGCAGCACUUGAUAGUCCAGUCACCACUAAGGCAACACCACGAAGACUCGCUCACAGACACAGACGACAACGACUAGAAAACGACUCGGAAGACAUCGAAAUGAUGGAAAUGAAAACAUCCGAUCCAAUCCCUCAAUAUCCCUCUCACUGGACAUGGGAUAGUCCAAUCACCACUAAGGCAACACCACGAAGACUCGCUCACAGACACAGACGACAACGACUAGAAAACGACUCGGAAGACGUCGAAAUGAUGGAAAUGGAAACAUCCGAUCCAAUCCCUCAAUAUCCCUCUCACUGGACAUGGUCCUCGUCCUCAGAGUGUCCUCCCGAGCUACCCAGAAGAUAUCAUCUCAUUGUAUUACAUUCUGGACCCGAAUUUGACGAAGUCAGUAAACCAUUGAGAGACGUUGGUCUGCAACCAAAGUGUGUCAAGAGAGUACAGAAUCUCUUGUUGUAUAAACGGCUGCAGCUGGAACGAAAGCUGAUGGAGGAGAGUCACCCGGCCGGUUGGAACGUCAACGAGCGGAGCUUAUUUCAUGUUACGUCCGUCGAACAGGAAGUGAUCGCAGAUGAGGGACUGGAUCUACGGCUAAGUAGACAGGGACUGUUUGGAACUGGCAUUUAUUUCAGUGAUAACCCGCAGAAAUGUAAUCGUUAUUGGAAACGGCGGGGGCAGAGAUUUAUGGUUCAAUGUAAAGUGUUGUUAGGAGACAUUAAGGAAUAUCCGAGAGGGCACAUGGACUCUUCACUACGGAGAGAGCCAUUGAAGGAACACAUUGCUAUUGGAGACACUAAAACAUAUGACUCUGUACAAGGCAACAUAUCUGGUGAGAACGAGUACAUUCUCUACAACCAAUACAGGACAAUGCCAGAAUACAUCAUCGAGUACAAUGUGUCAUGCAACUGCCAAGCUUCUUCAGGCCUCAUUCCUAUCCCAUUUUCUCCAUUUUUCCAAUUUCCCUUCAAUACUCCAACCGCCAUGAAGCAACCCACUCAAUUUCGACUCACUCAUUCACAUCUUCCCGUUACCCUACCAUCAACUCAACAGCCAAAACAAUUAGCAACAAACGUCGUGCACCAACCUUCGACUCUGACUUUUCCUAAUCAAGCUCACCAACUUCCAUGUGUUCAAAAUCAAAUGCCACUGAUGCCGGCCGCUGUAACUCAGUCAAGACCCUUGACAUCCGAGUCGUUGUCGAGUGUGUACAGAGCGUCUCUAGAGAAGAACCGACAACUUGUAAAGCAGUUUGUAGAUAUCACUGAAGCAAAGUCGGUGGCACAAACGGUACAGUUUCUUAUAUUGGCCAAGGGAGACCUCAAUGAGGCCGUGGCGGCUUACCUCGAUGCGCGCGACUGCGGAAAAUUGCUUUGAAUACGGUGUUGUGUAGGUACGUAGUGUAUGAAACGAUAAUUGUAUUUGGCAGUGCAAACUGUUGUACGACGUUUGGUUUUUUUGUUGUUGACGUUUUACGUAAGUAUGACUGUUGUGUUUGUUGUGUGGCUUUAUAUUGUUGGAUAGACUCGCUAACGUAGCUUGUAUUA
Corticium candelabrum is the source of this 2076-nucleotide messenger RNA. RefSeq lists its product as uncharacterized. Bases 218 to 1906 code for a protein of 562 amino acids. Gene Ontology annotation, molecular function: NAD+-protein mono-ADP-ribosyltransferase activity; NAD+ poly-ADP-ribosyltransferase activity. Gene Ontology annotation, cellular component: nucleus. The transcript has 5 exons. NCBI's taxonomy places the organism in Eukaryota, Metazoa, Porifera, Homoscleromorpha, Homosclerophorida, Plakinidae. The record is from RefSeq and is a predicted model, not a curated record.